GGACCGGGAAGUGCUACUCUCACCUCUGUGGGUAACGCCGUUUCGAAGAAGCGAUUCAUCGCUUUUAUUAAUAUAGAUUGGUUUUCGGAUGCCGCCCAAGACGGUGCCACCGCAUUACGAGUGCCUCGGCGUGGACCCCUCCAUCAGCGACGCCGACCUGUCCCGCCACUACAAGAAGCUCUCGCUGCAACUGCACCCCGACCGCGCGGCGUACCGCAAUGACGCAGUGAAUGAGGUGCACGUCCAGGCGCGCUACCAGCGCAUCACGGAGGCGUACGCGGUGCUGUCCGAUCCAGCGAGGCGCUGCGCCUACGACACAAAGCACGCCGUCAACUUCCAGUCUCGUCUGGUUCGCUUGCAGGCGAUGAUAGGGCAGCACAACACCUCCGCGCUGAGGCCGUCGUCGACAACUGCAGAGGCCGCAGAAGGGGAAGGGGAAACAGGAAGAGCGGGCUCGGCAUCACACGGGAACGCAUCCCAGCACGGACAGGCGACACCGACUACGAAAGAUCCCACCGCGAACGGCCCCGCAGAGGGAAGCGACGAGAAGCAAGGUGAAUACAACGAGGACGAUGACGAGGACGAUUAUGUUCCUGCGCCAAUCGUUCCUUCCCGAACGAGAGGGAACCGUACAAGCUCGUCUACCGGACGGGGCGACGACGGCGAGACACGGCCGGGAGAAGAGGACACCGAUGAGGACGAGUGGGGCAACAGGGUGCGGAAUGUGUUUCAUCUGCUGCCCCGCGCAGCUUCCUCGGGGGCGGGGCUUACAGAAGAUGGCGUGCCGAUCACGCAGUAUCGUGGCGUGACGCUGAUGCGGAGACGAUCCGUAGGCACCUCUGAUCAGCUCGCACAUACUCAUGACACGGACUCUCAGUGGGGGCUUGUUUUGGAUGGGAAUGUCUUGCUUGGUUUACAGGAUGGUACACCAGAGGAAACGAGGAGUGAGACGAUCGCGGGUCUUGCGGAGGUUGUUUUCCCCUCAGCGGUUCAGCAAGUCAAUGACACGAUGGUGCAGGCAAGAACAAACGUUACGCAACUUCUCAGCAGCCGCAGCCCUCAAGGGAGUACUAUAGUACCUGCUGUCGUUGAUCUCACCUCCGCCUUGACGACGACAACUGACGAGCCUGCCGCCACGGAACAAGUACAGAUGGUGCUCGCCUUUUGCACAGAGUCGUUCGAUCUUGUUGGUGACACGCACCUUCUCCGUGAUGACACGAUUCUGCGCGAUCUCGUGCCGGACUGGUGUGUGGCGGCAGAGAUGCCUGCUCUCAUGCCUGGCGUCCGCGUUGUGUCGGUAAAUCAGGCUCUGGUUGACUCUGCUGAGGAUCUGCGACGGGCUCUGCGCAAUGCCACCGACGCGCUGUCGUCGCCGAUAUUGCCGUCGUCGAAGAACACCGCAGGAGACGUGGUGGCUGCUGCAAAGCGUCCUCGCACAACUCGCUCUAUUGUUGUGGAGUGUUGCGCGCUCCCUUUUAUCUAA
This is a messenger RNA of Leptomonas pyrrhocoris, 1483 nucleotides long. RefSeq lists its product as hypothetical. Lineage: Eukaryota; Euglenozoa; Kinetoplastea; Trypanosomatida; Trypanosomatidae. The transcript has a single exon. The record is from RefSeq and is a predicted model, not a curated record. Bases 89 to 1483 code for a protein of 464 amino acids.